CGCUUGCUCAACCCCAGAGUGUAAGCAAGAGAGUUGCCAAACGCAGACUUUUUUGCCUCUUAAGUUUUAAACGCACCUAAGCUGCGUGGAGCGAGUCAUUCUGGAGCAGCGCACGGGACAGAGCACAACCCAUUGAGAAAUCCCAUCCGCUCCACUGUCACAUUUCUGAUGUGAACUGUAGACAGAGGGACGGUUUUCACAGCGCGUCUGCUGCCGCUCAUAUCCGAUGGUUUCUAAGGCUGAGGAUAUUUUACACUUUGAGGAGAAACGGAGGCAAGGUGUGAUUUUCCGGUGUUUGAAUCGUCAGUGGAUAUAUAGCGGUUCUGGACUCGAGAGCGCUCGCGAGCACAGCGCGAGAGGCUAUCAAAGGAAAUUAGCGCUGGACUUUGAAUCGGAAAGAAUAAGACCGAGACCUGCGCUUGUGAUACAGAUGAUAUUGGAUUUACAAGAGUAACUCAGACUUUUCCUAAAGUUGCUCACUGGUUUUUCAAGGAUAAAUCAUUCUGUGUAAGGAAAACUGCACACAUGACUGUCUCAAGGGUCACCCGGACUCAAGGGAAAUAAGCUUGGUGGUGCCUUAUCGAACCACUGACCGAUUACAGGGCAAAGGCCACAAGAAAAGAGGUUUGACUACCCUGGGGUUGCCAAUGCCUGGAGUCAGCAUUUGAAGCUGACCAGCUGUCUUCUGCACACACGCACACAUUACUUCAGCAAGAUGUUGAGCAUCUUUAAGAUUUUCAUUACCAUCUGCUUCACGGAAUUGGUGUUUGCAAGAAGUAUAACGAAAGAUAUCAGAGUUUCCCGGCCAAUUAUCCUGCCUGGAUUUCCUGAGAAUGUCACUGUAAUGGUUGGAGGACAUGUGAAGCUGGUGUGUAAACUCCACCAGCCGGCCUCAACACGUCUCCAGUGGUUCAAGAAGGACAGCAAUCGCCUAGGGCCUGACGGAUCACCACGUCUCACGGCGCUCACGCCUCUUCUGGAAAACACCUCCAAAGUCAACAUUCUUCCUUUAGUGAACGUUUCCUCGGAAAAUGCCGGAGAGUACGUAUGCAAGGCGGAAAACUCGGUCGGACAAGCUUCUCGCUCUGCCUGGGUGGAAGUCUUAUCAGAAGUUACCGAAGAGCCAACUGAGGAAACAUCAGAACAUCUGCUUCUAGAGAUUGGAGAUGCACUAAAACUCCGCUGUGACACAAGUCGCCCCGGAGCCGUACAGUGGUUCAAGGGUGGUGCAAGGGUCCAACACAGUGCUCGUAUCCAAAUAAGAGCAGCAGUCAUGGAGAUCGCAGACGUAACCUAUGAAGAUUCAGGAGUGUAUGUGUGUGUUUUCCGUGGUACCAAAGAAGCCCUGCGCAAUUUCACCAUCACAGUGACGGAUGCUGUUGGGUCGGGAGAUGAUGAUGAGGACAAUGGUCUGGAUGAUGCUGAUCCUGAAACAGAAAACGAUCAGGUUUACAUCUCCAGAGCACCAUACUGGACUCACACUCAACGGAUGGAGAAGAAGCUGUAUGCUGUCCCGGCUGGUAACACUGUCAAAUUCCGGUGCCCCGCCACAGGAAACCCUCUCCCGACCAUUCGCUGGCUAAAGAACGGCAGAGAGUUCAGAGGAGAGCACAGGAUUGGAGGCAUCAAGCUGCGACAUCAGCACUGGAGCCUGGUCAUGGAGAGCGUGGUUCCCUCAGACCGUGGGAACUACAGCUGCGUGGUGGAGAACAAAUACGGGUCCAUCGCUCACACCUACCUCCUGGACGUAUUGGAGCGUUCUCCACACAGGCCAAUUCUGCAAGCUGGUCUACCAAAGAACAUUACCGCAGUAGUGGGUGGAGAUGUCCAAUUCCUUUGUAAAGUCUACAGUGAUGCCCAACCUCACAUCCAGUGGUUGAAGCACAUUGAGAUGAAUGGCAGCCGGUAUGGACCAGAUGGCAUUCCGUAUGUCAAGAUAGUGAAGACAGGAAGCUUGAACAUGUCUGAAGUUGAAGUCUUAUAUCUUACCAACAUCACAAUGGAGGAUGCUGGAGAAUACACAUGCUUGGCUGGAAACUCUAUUGGCUACUCCCAUCAGUCUGCUUGGCUUACUGUCCUCUCGGAGAAAGAGGUGACCAAGGAGAUGGACCUUAUGGAAGCCAAGUACACUGACAUAAUCAUCUAUGCCUCUGGGUUCCUGGCACUGGUGAUGGCCAUUGUCAUCGUCGUCCUCUGCCGCAUGCAGGUUCAUCCUAGUCAGGAGGCUUUCGAUACGCUUCCUGUGCAGAAGCUCUCCAAAUUUCCUUUACGCAGACAGUAUUCAUUGGAGUCCAAUUCUUCUGGAAAGUCAAGUGCCUCGCUGAUGAGGGUAGCUCGUCUUUCCUCCAGUUGUUCUCCAAUGCUGGCUGGAGUUAUGGAGUUUGAACUGCCUUAUGAUCCUGACUGGGAGUUUCCGAGAGAGAAUUUGACGUUGGGCAAACCACUUGGUGAGGGCUGCUUUGGUCAGGUGGUGAGAGCAGACGCUUAUGGGAUAAACAAAGAGAAUUCAGAUCAUGCGACUACAGUAGCUGUUAAAAUGCUUAAAGAUGAUGCAACUGACAAAGACCUCGCUGACCUUAUCUCUGAAAUGGAGCUAAUGAAGGUGAUGGACAAACAUAAGAACAUUAUAAACCUUCUUGGCGUCUGCACACAAGAUGGUCCACUCUACGUGCUGGUUGAAUACGCAUCUAAGGGUAGCCUACGAGAAUAUCUUCGGGCCCGUCGGCCUCCUGGCAUGGACUACACCUUUGAUGUGACCAAGGUUCCUGAAGAGCAGCUCACCUUCAAAGACUUGGUUUCCUGCGCCUACCAAGUGGCAAGAGGCAUGGAAUACCUUGCAUCCAAAAGAUGCAUUCACAGAGAUCUAGCAGCAAGAAACGUUCUCGUGACGGAAGACAAUGUCAUGAAAAUUGCAGAUUUUGGUUUGGCGAGAGGAGUCCACCAAAUUGACUAUUACAAAAAGACCACCAAUGGCCGUUUGCCAGUGAAAUGGAUGGCACCAGAAGCCUUGUUUGACAGAGUCUACACACACCAGAGCGACGUUUGGUCUUUUGGAGUUCUCAUGUGGGAGAUUUUCACAUUGGGGGGAUCGCCGUACCCUGGAAUACCAGUAGAGGAACUUUUUAAGCUGCUGAAGGAAGGCCAUCGAAUGGACAAACCUUCCAACUGCACACAUGAGCUCUACAUGAAGAUGAGAGAAUGCUGGCAUGCGGUACCGACACAAAGGCCGACAUUCAAACAGCUGGUGGAGGAGCUCGAUAGAGUGCUGGUGUCCAUUUCAGAUGAGUACCUGGACCUAUCCACCCCGUUCGAACAAUAUUCACCGUCUUGUGAAGACACUUCCAGCUCUUGCUCCUCAGACAACGAUUCAGUAUUUACCCACGAUGCUUUGUCAACCGACCCGUGCCUCCUCGGGUACCAUGACGUGCGCUCUCGGAUGGACAUGAAGCCUGUGAUCCGAUAGUCUUUUUCGACACUAACUUGCGGGCAUAGGAUAACACUACAACAAACACUUGCAUAAAAAGCGGUACAAGGAUUUUUGCCUGUGUUGCUCUGCCUAAGAACAUUACAAGAAUGCUUGGCACUAUUAAACUUGGCGAUUGAUAACUUCAUCAGAUUUCCACUGCAGAAACAGGACUGAGUCCGGUCAUUGAGCUGUCGCGUUUAACGUUUCUAGUCAGUGGGCGCUGCUGCAUGUACAAAGUUACAUUCGAGUGGCAUAUAGGAGCACCAGAUUUUUUUAAAGAGAACAUUUAUUUUGAUAUAAAAAGUGGAUAGCAUUGAUGGAUAUAAAUCUGUCUCUAUAUAAGAUUAUUCUACAAUUUCUUUAUUUAAAAAACUGUCUUAAAUCUCAGGAUCUCGCAUGUUAAAAAUUGCUGUAGUGGCAGCAAAGUGCCUGACUUUUCGCAUUUCCUGUGAAUAUCUUAAAGUAUUUUAUGUACAUAUCCUUACAGAAGACAAUUAUGUUUUAUAAAUUAUUCUAAAUGAUAUAAAGUGAAGGUGUUACAUAAGUGAAGAAAUUAUGUAAAUCUCUUUUCAAUCCACCCCUGGCCCUGAACAAUGUAUCAACACGUUCUCAAUAGCUGUUUUUCGCUGCUCAUCGUAUGCCAAACCUCCCAGCAUUCAACUUUCUGUUGUUCGCUUCAUUUCAUGCCUUGCCGUUCAUUGCAACCCCAUUCAAACCGAGACAUCAGGGACCAGCAGUGCUUCCAUUGUCAGCACUGUACCCAAGAAAAGGACUUAACUGAAUGUGAAAUGCCUUGAUAUUGAUUGAUUUCAAACGCUGAAUCCUCCAUUGUUCAACACAGUAACCUUUUAACCAUCCCGGUGUGUUUGCGAGGUCCUGGUGCAGGCCAAGGUGGACAAUGGUCUCAAGCAUCUGUGAUGUGUGUGACUGCUGGCUGGGGUGAUUGGGGGGCUUUCUGAGUCUGUGUGCAAAUGAGAAAGCCCCUUAUUAUGUUAAUGGCUCCAGCUGCUCAUCUUUAUCCGGCACUAUCUUUUAAUAUACAAAUGCUAAUGCUGGCCUUUCUAAACAGAUUCAGCCAUGUCCUUCGGGGAAUGCAAAGCCUCAUCCCACAAGCUGAUAAGAAGCCAAUAGCUUUUUCAAGUUAAUUUACCCGAUACUUUGCAUUCUUAGCCAGGGACGCUCCUAGAAAUCCCCCCGGGCGCAUUCUGGAGACAAAUGGUGCGCAUUCAAAUGGAGUAUGCGAGCUGAUUUCCCUGAUUGGAACACGGCUGAAAUUGUUAGAGAUUAGUAAGAGACUAGAGCUCAAAAUCUCCUUUUUAGGCAGCUACACCAAUGUUUGACCUCCAGAUGAGAAGCAAACUCUUGUAGGCAGUGCGUGACCUCACACGGCCCCUCUACAUCUCUAAAAGCACAUUGUGUGUGUACCAACGACAAAAGAAUUAUAAACCACACGACAUUCCAUUUGUGUAAUUUCCAAUGUAACAAUCGAACGAUGUUAUUAUAAAUUUCCCCUCAAGAGAAUUAUUUUAGAAAUAUCUAAUUUAUUUGUUUAUUGUUUGUUUUAUAUUAAAUAAAGUAUAA
Molecule: messenger RNA, 5047 nt
Organism: Triplophysa rosa
Lineage: Eukaryota; Metazoa; Chordata; Actinopteri; Cypriniformes; Nemacheilidae
Gene: fgfr4
Product: fibroblast growth factor receptor 4
Exons: 20
Coding region: 716-3463 (915 amino acids)
Biological process (GO): regulation of bile acid biosynthetic process; multicellular organism development; cell surface receptor protein tyrosine kinase signaling pathway
Cellular component (GO): signaling receptor complex
Molecular function (GO): ATP binding; fibroblast growth factor receptor activity; fibroblast growth factor binding
Source: RefSeq, a predicted model, not a curated record